CUUAGCCAUUAUUCGAUAGGGCAUGAUCGGCUCUUUCGUUUUCAGAAUGGUACAGAGUUUCGUGUCGGUUGUGUAGUUAAUUAACGUGAUAAAUACAAAAUUCAGUUUCGUAAAACUCAGGAGAAAAGUGAGUUACACUAGGGAGGGACCGAUCUCAAUAAUCACUCGAUAGAGAAACCGACAUCAAUGACCAUACCGACAACAAUUCAUCGGACAUUCUGUAUAUGAAACCGACUACCGAUGAUUGAAGGAAUUUGAAUGAGGAUAUGGGCACUAGAUCGGACAUUACUCAAGAAUCUUUCGAUAGCGACGAUGACUUCUAUGACAUUUCUUACAUGUUUGAAAACGCCGAGAGUAGGUCGGACAUCGUACACGAAAGUACGGAAAAUCCAGAAGACCAGCAGCCAGUUCAACAUUCCAACAUCCUAGAAGGAUAUGCAGUGAUAGACAAUGACAUUCCAUCAACCCCUACAGCAACAAAUGAAAUAAUACAGAACGAAAAGAACGACUUGGAGAAAUACAAGGAACUCGCUUACCUCUACUUCUCGAAAUUCGAGGACUUGGAGAAGGAAUAUAAAAAUAUACAGAGGAAACAAGCUGAAAGUAACCGCAACGCUAAAGAACUCGCUGAAAACCUUGACAAGGCGAAGAAACAGCGAGAUGAGGCGGUCAAAGAGAAGGAAAAUAUGGUUAUAAAAUAUGCAGUGGGCGAGAAAAAAAUUCUGGCUGAAAGUCAGUCCAGGGAAAAAGCGGAAAAAAAGUGCAAGGAACUGAAGAGGGAGAAAGAAAUCCAAGAACACAAAGUACGAACACUAAUCUCCGAGAAAGCAAGAAUAUGUCAAAUGUUCGACAAUAAGGUCCACGAACAGAAAGCUCUUCAACAGGAAUUCGAUCGCUUAAAAAGCGAAAUGUCCUCGUUGGAAAACGAGAUGAAAUGGUGCCAAAACAGUUUGAAGAACGAGGUAGAAGCUCAUCGAGACAGUCAAAAAACGAUAGAAAACCUCAAUAGAAAACUGGCUGACUGUGCAGAUCAAAUCGAACAAGUGAAAAAAGAAGCGCAAGAAUCCAUCAAAUCGUUUAAAUAUUCAGAAGAAAACCAGGCUUUCCUUCUAGACCAGAAGUGCAAGGAACAGCAAGCUUCACUCAUCCUACUCAAGCACGAAAGAGACGACCGGGAAAAUCAAGUUAAAACUUUACAAAUCGCUUUGGAACGUCUUCAAUCUAAACAUCAGGAUAUGCUGCAAGAAAAUAACGAGUUAUCUCAAAAAGUGCAACAAUUGGAACUUGAGAGAUUAGAUUCCAGGCAAAAACUGAGCGAACUUAGAGGAUGUGCUGAUCAACAGCUCCAAUACGCUGCUGAUUUGCAAAUGAAAACUGCACAGUUAGAACAGUACAAACUACAACUUAUAAACGAGCAAGAACAAUUGAAAGCGUGUGAAGAACAAAUGGCAAUCUUGAAGUGUAGGAAUUCCGAUCUAGAAAGUGAUAUUGAAGCGUGUAGAACCAGGGAAGCUGAACUUCUAUUAUUCACGCAACAAUUGACGGAUAAAAACGUGAGACUCCAAUCUGAAUUCACCGCCCUUGAAACAAGAAUCCAUCAGCUAACUUCUGAACAAACCCAAAUAAAGAGAUCGACGAAAGAACACGAGACAAAGGCAGCCAUGCUACUCGGGCAAUUGUCGGAACAAAAACAGAAAUACCUGGAUGAAAUAGAUACUUUACGGAAAAGUUUGAACGAGGAAAAAGUACAGAACGCAAAACUUAAACAAGAACUGUACGAUCAGAAAGGGGAAAACGCCAUAAUAAAAAGGAAACAUGAACUAUCGCUGAAAGAGGUGCAGAAAGAACUGAACAGUUGUAGAAAAAGUCUGGAGGAGUACAAGAACACAGAUCGGAGUACUAGUUCAUCAAGGUCUUCACUCAGUGGUGGUGUUACCGAAAAAGGUAAUGAAGGCUACUCAGAAGACAACGUAAAGGUCAUCCAGCCUGAUGGUGAAAUUGACCGACAAAUAUUGAUCGAACACAUCGUCAAAUUGCAGAGGAUAAGUGCCAGAAAAUCCGAGAAGAUAGAUUUUCUAGAAGAACACGUCAACACCCUUAUAGCUGAACUGCAGAAGAAAUCGAAACUUCUGCAAGUCUACAUGUUGCGAGAACAGGCUGGUACUUUAACUUCAGAUAAAAUGGACAAUACCAAGGCUGACUUGGCCAAACUGAACGGUAUUAUGGCCUCUAUGUACAGUUCUAGAGUGGCCGAUGAGAAUCUCACAUUAGAACUUUCGUUGGAUAUCAACAGAAAGUUACAGGCGGUCCUUGAGGAUGUGCUUUUGAAAAAUAUCACCCUCAAAAAAAGUGUCGAUACUCUUGGUGAAGAGAUAGAUAGGCUGAAUAAAUUAUUGAAAUCCCAUAAUUCCAAAUAAAUAUAAAUUGUAUAUGUAUAUGUCAA
Coccinella septempunctata (seven-spotted ladybird) is the source of this 2443-nucleotide messenger RNA. RefSeq names its product coiled-coil domain-containing protein 186-like. Gene Ontology annotation, biological process: vesicle cytoskeletal trafficking. Gene Ontology annotation, cellular component: trans-Golgi network. The coding region runs from base 267 to 2417 and encodes 716 amino acids. Lineage: Eukaryota; Metazoa; Arthropoda; Insecta; Coleoptera; Coccinellidae. Gene Ontology annotation, molecular function: small GTPase binding. The transcript is spliced from 2 exons. The record is from RefSeq and is a predicted model, not a curated record.